Messenger RNA from Naegleria lovaniensis, 3651 nucleotides. RefSeq lists its product as uncharacterized. The record is from RefSeq and is a predicted model, not a curated record. Gene Ontology annotation, cellular component: exosome (RNase complex). Gene Ontology annotation, molecular function: RNA binding; 3'-5'-RNA exonuclease activity. The transcript has a single exon. NCBI's taxonomy places the organism in Eukaryota, Heterolobosea, Eutetramitea, Acrasida, Naegleriidae. The coding region runs from base 1 to 3651 and encodes 1216 amino acids.
AUGAGUCAAGACCAUUCACUACUUGCAUCAUCGCCAACAAUAAGCCUUCAACCAUCAUCACUCCGAGUGUUUCACGUUCGAGCUAAAAAAUCAGGAAAUAUUGUCCGAAUAACAAGAGAGGUUUAUACGCGAGAUGAUAUUUGGUGCCAAUCUAGAUCAUGUAAAAUAUGUAAACAUACCAAUCCUGUGUUGGAUGAACAAAUCUCUAGCGUGUUGAGCAAUGAUGAAUUUGAGAAGAGCAAUCAAUCUCCUUCUAAUGAACCAAUUGUUGAAAAGAAAGAUAAAAAGAAGAAAAAUUCAAAAACAACUUCCUCUUCAUCGAUUCCGAAGAAACCUUCCAUUCCCAAAAAUACAAUUAUUCAUUAUGUCAUUCCAACCAGUGAGACAAUUUUAAAAUAUUUAGAAAUAUUUGAAGUGAAUGUAACGCAAAACAUUAUUUUCUGUGAGACUGUUUUUGAUCAUAUUCAAAACAAUGUGAAACAAAGCAACAAGAUGACCAGUAGAAUUCGAACAAUUAUUUCAGAUAAAAACAAUCGAAAAAGUAUCAUGUUUAGUAAUGAACAUUCCAAUUCAACUGUGAUUACACCACGAACAGAGACUGAAACCAUUGACAUGAGAAAUGAAAGAGCAAUCUUAAAAACAGCGGAAUGGUAUGCCUCUCACUUAAAGGACACAAAGAUUUUAAUUAUUCUUCUGACUAUUGAUGAUGAACAAUCAAAGAGAAUGAAUGAAAUGAUCAAGAAUGAUCCUCUAUCAUCAGAUGUUACCUCUCUCAAGGUCAUGACUCUCAAAGAAUAUAUUUCUCAUCCAAACUAUUUAAGAGAUAAAUCUUCUUCUAUUGAUAUGGCACAAUUAUAUGAGAACGUUACAAUUACAAAAGAACAUGCCAUAGAAGAAGAUAAUGAGUUUGGUUUUACAGAUUAUUUAUCUCCGGAUGUCAUUGAAUUAGGUCUCAAAAGUGAUAAAUAUUUAAAAGGUGUUUUGAGAGUCAAUCAACACAAUUCUCGAAAUGCGCACAUUAAAACGACCAUCAAACAGAGUAAUGGAAUCGAUGAAGAAGAAGUACAAAUUAAAGUGAACAUUGAUGGAACUGCUGAUCGAAAUCGAGCAGUACAUGGAGACUCUGUGGUAGUUGAAUUGAAACCAAAAUCUGAAUGGAAAACAGUAACUGGAUCUAGAAAUGAUACUCAUGGAAUUCACGAUUCAAAAACAGAACCUACAGGAAGAGUUGUUGGUAUUUUAGAAAGAAAUUGGAGAGAAUAUGUGGCAUGUCUUGAAGAAAAUACAAAUCCAUCUACCGAUUGGGCUCUAGUAAUUCCAAUGGAUUCAAGAAUUCCAAAAAUUAGAAUCAAAACAAGACAAAAGGCUGAACUGGAAAACAUGAGAAUUAUUGUUAGAAUAAGUGAUUGGGAAAAGAAAUCAAAAUAUCCAAGUGGAUUCUAUGUGAGAACAUUGGGACCUAUUGGAGAUUUGGAUACAGAAACAGAAGGUCUUUUGGUUGAAAAUCAACUCUAUACCAGUACUUUACCAUUUAGUGAACUUGCACUUGGUGAAUUACCUCCAGUCUCAAAUGGAAGUGAAUUUAAAAUUCCACAAUCAGAAAUUCAAAAAAGAAGAGACAUUAGAAAAACACAUCUCGUUUGUUCCAUUGAUCCAAUUGGAUGUGAGGACAUUGAUGAUGCACUCUCUGUUCGGCGUUUACCAAACAACAAUAUUGAAGUUGGUGUUCACAUUGCUGACGUUGCAUAUUUUAUCAAAUACGAUGGGUAUUUGGAUUUGGAAGCAAGAAGACGAUCGACAACUGUUUAUUUAAUUGAUCGAAGAUUGGACAUGAUUCCAACGUUAUUGAGUGCAGAUUUGGCAUCCAUUCGACAAGGACAAGAUCGACUCUGUGUCUCUGUGUUUUGGGAAUUCAAUAAGGAAGGUCAAGUGGUUGACACGUGGUAUGGACGUACCAUUCUCAAUUCCAAAUAUGCUCUUCACUAUGAACAGGCAGAUGAAAUUGUGAAUGGUAAUUAUCCAAACAAGAAUCGUCCAAAAGCUGUGGUAGAGAGGAAUGGAGUAAUUGUAUGGAAAGAAGCUGAAGUACUAGAAGAGGACAUUCCUAAAUUGAAAAGAGAUAUUUCUACGUUACAACAAUUGGCAACAUUGAUUCAAGCGAAAAGACUUCAAGCUGGUGCUCUUGAAUUGAAUGAUUUAGAAGCAGUUUCUUUCAAAUUAGAUCAUUCGAAAAAGACGGUUGGUAUAGUCACAAAGGAUGAUCUUCAAAUUCAUCACACUGUUGCAGAAUGGAUGAUUUUAGCCAAUUCCUAUGUAGCUAAGAAAAUUUAUGAUUCAUUUCCAGUGGCUGCUUGUUUGAGAAGACAUCCUUAUCCAAUGAGAGAAAAAUUUCAACAAGUCAUCAAAGUAGCUGCUAGUAAGGGCUUUGAAAUUGAUUUAGAAUCAGGAGCGACAUUGGCUCAUUCUCUCGAUCAAGCCACAGAUCCAGAAGACAAGUUUGUGAAUUUAUUAAUUCGUUCUCUCACAACGAGAGCCAUGUCAGAAGCAGAAUAUUUCUCAACAGGAACAUUACCAGUCAAUGAUUUUUAUCAUUAUGGUCUUGCUCUUCAAUUUUAUACUCAUUUCACUUCUCCAAUUCGUAGAUAUGCAGAUAUUGUUGUACAUCGAUUGUUAUUGUGGGCAAUCAACAAUGAAUCUAAUCCAUUCUCAACCACUAAAUUGGAUGAAAUGACAAAAUAUAUGAACACUGUAAAUAGAGCAAGCAAAAUGGCUCAAAUGGAGAGUUCUGAAUGGUUUAAAGCGAAUUAUUUCAAAGAUCACAAAGAUACGGUUGAGGAUGCAAUUAUAUUUAAUCUAAAAUCAAAUGCUAUUUAUGUAUUUAUUUCAACAUUUAGAAUCAAAGGAAUUAUUUAUUUAACAACAAAGGAAGGAGAAUUUAUUUGUCCUGAGACUGAGAGAAAGAAAUAUCAAUUACCAGAGUUGAUGUCUCCCAUUCAAACUUACCACGGAUGGAAAGCAGAUAUUGAAUUCUCUGAAGAAAAUAUUAGAAACAUUGAAAUGACUGUUUCUCUAAAAAAAGUAGAUGACAACAAACAGGAGAGAUUUAAAUUCCACAUCUUUGAUCACGUACAAGUCAAGAUUAAUAUUGAUGAAUCACGAUCACAUUUACCGAAAGUGAAACUGGAAUUAGUGACUCUGAAAGCAAACAAGAUGACCUCUUUACUUGUCGGUAAUCAGGCUUCUUCAAAUGCCAGCAAGGAAAAGAAAUCUGUGGAAAAGAUGGCACUUCAAUCAUACAAGGAACAAAAACAAAGAGAAAAAGAGGCCAAGGAUAUUUUACCUCUCACCACAGCAGAAGAUGUUGAGUAUUUACAGAAAGGAAGUUUAUAUAAUUAUUUUCAAAGCACUCAAAAACAGUUUGCUGGUGUUAAAAUGACACUUCAUCAAGUCGAGUUAGAAGAAAUGAAAGAACUCACAAAGAAGAAGAAAGCGAUCGAGAAGAGAUUACAUGACAUUGCAGCCAUUAAAGAAAAGAUCAAACACAACGAGAACCUGGCAGAAGAAGAAAAAGCAAAACUAGAGUCCGAAGCAAAAUAUCAAAAGAAUUUAUCUAAGGUUGAAAAGUUGCUUGCCAAGAUGAAUUUGCAGUGA